Helianthus annuus (common sunflower) is the source of this 1029-nucleotide messenger RNA. RefSeq names its product probable E3 ubiquitin-protein ligase RHY1A. Bases 259 to 846 code for a protein of 195 amino acids. Gene Ontology annotation, molecular function: ubiquitin protein ligase activity. The record is from RefSeq and is a predicted model, not a curated record. The transcript has 3 exons. Gene Ontology annotation, biological process: ubiquitin-dependent protein catabolic process. Lineage: Eukaryota; Viridiplantae; Streptophyta; Magnoliopsida; Asterales; Asteraceae.
GUAGCUUCUCUUUGUCGACCCCACCAGGUUACUUAUUGGUUAAUUACAUCUUUCUUGAUUGGCUAUGCAUGAAGCUUCAUACCUCUUUCCCACUUUCACCCUUUUCCUAACCAAACAAACAUCCUCCAAACCACAUUGAUUCACAAACACACACAUCUUUCCUUUAACUUUCUCUUAAUCUCACUUCGUUACCUACUUACACUAAUCCCAUAUCAGAUCAAUCAAGAGUAAACAGCCUUCUUUGAGGCAUUUCGUCAAAUGGCUGGCAUGCUUCCCGGAGUUGAAAGUGCUAGAAGGAGGAGGAUACGUGGGAGUGGUGGGUGGUCUGAUCAGUCGUCUGUGGUUGGUUCUGGGUUGGGGUCUGCUAGAAUUAGAGUUUUCCAUGAUACCCAUGUCACACCCACUUCGUUGUUGCAAAGAAGCAUGGUGAAUCGAUCAGAUGAAGAUGACAAGUUAGGUGGGGCAGCUAGAGAAGCUAAAGAAAGGUUGGAUGGGAGGUUGAGAGGCCAUUUAAAACAAGAUAUUAAAAGGCAAGGCGGUCAAGAAACGUUAAGUAGUGUUGGAAGAAGGUUAAGUAGUACUACAACGGUUAUGGAAGAUAUGAAAAUGGAGAUAUUGAGGUCGAAAAAGAACGGGUUAAAGAGGCUUCGGUGGGGGAAAAAGUGGUUAAGAUGGAAAUCAUCUGAAGAAGAUGAAUGUGCAAUUUGUCUAGAUCGGUUUAAAGCGAGUGAGAAGAUAGCGCAACUUCCUUGCGUGCAUCGGUUCCAUUCUGAUUGUUUGUUACCGUGGUUGGAGGGUAAUGCACAUUGCCCUUGCUGCAGAGCAAAUGUUUUUGGUUCUAGUUGACCAUUUAAGUUGUUCCAACUUUGUUAUAAUGAUGUCAUUUGUAUAAAAAGUGAGAUCGUGUUUGGGUAAUGUGUAAGAACAAGGGUAGAGAAGUAGUUCUUGAAAUGUUAUUCAUACCAUUUUAUGAUCGUAUGAAUUUUGUGUUUACUAUGAGCCAAGUCAAUGCAAGGGUGGUGUUUUGGA